AUGAGAGUAUUUCAUAGAUUCUCAACAGCACACGAUGAUUUAAUUCACGAUGUCAGCUAUGAUUUUUAUGGUAAAAGAUUGGCUACAUGUUCAUCAGAUCAAAAGAUUAAAGUAUGGGAUUUAAAUGACAAUCAAAGAUGGGAACUUUCAGCCGAAUGGAAGGCCCAUUCAGGUUCAGUUUGGAAAUUAGCAUGGGCACAUCCAGAAUAUGGUCAAGUAAUUGCAUCAUGUAGUUUCGAUAGAACUGUUUGUAUAUGGGAAGAAAGUCAAAAAAAAUGGGUAUUAAAAGCACAUUUAGUAGAUAGCAGAGAUUCAGUUACAGAUAUUAAAUUUUCACCAAAAUCAUUUGGACUCAGAUUAGCAACUUGUUCAUCAGAUGGAUAUAUUAGAAUUUAUGAAGCAAUGGAUAUUAUGAAUCUUUCACAAUGGACUAUUGUCCGAAGAGUUUGA
Molecule: messenger RNA, 450 nt
Organism: Dictyostelium purpureum
Lineage: Eukaryota; Evosea; Eumycetozoa; Dictyosteliales; Dictyosteliaceae
Exons: 2
Coding region: 1-450 (149 amino acids)
Biological process (GO): cellular response to amino acid starvation; positive regulation of TORC1 signaling
Cellular component (GO): Seh1-associated complex; nuclear pore outer ring
Molecular function (GO): structural molecule activity; protein binding
Source: RefSeq, a predicted model, not a curated record